CAAGGUCAGAAAAGCUAUCCAUUACGUCCAGAACUAAUAGAAAGCACAUAUUGGCUGUACAAAGCUACCCGAAAUCCCAGGUAUCUUGAUGUUGGAAGGGAAAUGCUUGCCAGCUUGCAGUUGACACGAUGCAGAUGUGGAUAUUGUCAUAUAUCGGAUGUUGAAUUUCACCAGCAUGAAGAUCACAUGGAAAGCUUUUUCUUAGCUGAGACCGUCAAAUACCUUUGGUUGCUAUUUGAUUUAGCAGCUGGUCCAGAUAACCUAGUCGAGAAUGGUCCUUACAAAUACAUCUUCAGUACUGAAGGUCACUUACUUCCCUUAACUCCACCAAUAUCUUUGACAAGUGAAAACUGUCCAUAUCUUGGAGCAUACUGGAAAAGUAGCUACCCUGGACAAGAAACAUGCACUUCAGACAUUAUGAACGAUUAU
Molecule: messenger RNA, 429 nt
Organism: Striga asiatica
Lineage: Eukaryota; Viridiplantae; Streptophyta; Magnoliopsida; Lamiales; Orobanchaceae
Source: the annotation of a GenBank genome assembly